UGUGGUAGAGAUGGCUGCGGAGCGUCUGCAAUUUCACGAGCUCGGUUUAGACGAUCGUCUGUUAAAGGCGGUCGCAGACCUGGGCUGGUCCCAACCCACCCUGAUCCAGGAAAAGGCCAUCCCGCUGGCUCUGGAGGGGAAGGACCUUCUGGCUCGAGCCCGGACCGGAUCUGGGAAGACUGCGGCUUAUGCUAUCCCCGUCAUACAGCGUAUCCUGUCCUCCAAACAGAGCGUUCGUGAGCAGGCCGUGAGAGCUCUCGUCCUGGUUCCGACCAAAGAGCUGGGCCAGCAGGUCCAGACCAUGAUGAGACAGCUAGCGACGUUUUGCUCCAGAGACGUCCGGGUGGCUGACAUCUCCGGAAAAGCUGAUGUGUCGACGCAGAGGCCCAUCCUGAUGGAGAAGCCUGAUGUGGUGGUCGGUACGCCGUCCCGCAUCCUGGCCCACCUCAACGCUCAGAACCUGGUCCUGCACUCCUCGCUGGAGAUGCUGGUCGUAGAUGAGGCAGACCUGAUCUUCUCUUUCGGCUUCGAAGAUGACCUAAAGAACCUGCUGUGUCAUCUUCCAAAGAUCUACCAGUCAUUCCUGAUGUCGGCAACGUUCUGCGAGGAAGUUCAGGCUUUGAAGGAGCUGCUGCUUCACAACCCGGUGAUUCUGAAGCUCCAGGGCUCUCAGCUGCCGGACGGCACCCAGCUGGACCAGUACAGCAUCACGUGUGAGGAGGAGGACAAGUUCCUGCUCAUUUACACGCUGCUGAAGCUGCAUCUGGUCCGGGGGAAGACACUGGUCUUCGUGGGAGCCGUGGAUCGCAGCUACAGGCUCAAACUGUUCCUGGAACAGUUCGGCAUUCCCGCCUGCGUCCUCAACUCCGAGCUUCCUGUCCAGUCCAGGUGUCACAUGAUCACGCAGUUCAACCAGGGCCUCUACGAUUGCAUCAUUGCCACGGAUGAGCAGAGCCUCGUCGACCCUGCUGGGUCCUCGCAGACCAAAGGAAAAGAGAAGAAGAAGGGCACAGAGAAGGGAGGGAAGGCUAAGGACAAGGAGUACGGCGUCUCCAGAGGCGUGGACUUCCAGAACGUUGCUAAUGUGAUCAACUUUGACUUCCCGACCUCUGUGGAGUCGUACAUCCAUCGAGUGGGACGGACGGCGAGAGCAGACAACUCCGGCACCGCCCUGUCUUUCAUCUCACACACUGAGCAGGAUCUGCUGGCAGAGGUGGAGGAGGCUCUGAGUGGAGAAGACGGCACUUCCACUCUGAAACCGUACGAGUUUAAGAUGGAGGAGAUUGAGGGCUUCAGGUACCGUUGCAGGGACGCAAUGCGAGCAGUGACGAAGCAGGCGGUGAGGGAGGCCAGGCUGAAGGAGAUCAAGCAGGAGCUGCUGAACUCUGAGAAGCUGAAGACGUAUUUCGAAGACAACCCUCGAGACCUGCAGCUGCUGAGACACGACAAAGACCUUCAUCCUGCCGUGGUCAAGCCUCACAUGCGGAAUGUCCCCGACUAUCUGAUUCCCGAGACACUGAAGGGGACAGGGAACCCGCUGUCAAAUAAUCGGAGGAGGAGGAGGCUCAAAUCCAAACCAGACGGAGUCCUGAGGAGCAGCUUCAAGAAGAACAUCCCGGGAAAGAACCCACUGAAGAGCUUUCGGUACAAAAAAGGCCACGCUGGGAAGUCCUAGGUGCUGGAGUCCACCCGGAUGACGACGGCUGGGCUCCAGGAGGCACUACGGGACGGAUACGACCCCGAGGACUGGAUCAUGAAGUUCUAACUCUAGGUGGACCACAGAUGACAUGGAAGGGAUGAUGAACUUGCGUUGAGAGACUGCUGCGGGGACUACGUGUCACACGUCACAAUGUUUGGAGAUGUUUAUUAGAAUUAAAUAAUUCCUAAAAGUCUUGUGAACCAGGAACGUUGACUGGAUGAAACCUGAACAUUUAAAAUGGAAACAUUUAACACCUUUGAUCACCUUCUGAAAACAUUGUUGUCAGUUUUACUGUAUUGUAUCCUUGGUUUUAUGAAAGGCUAUUAGAAAUAAAAUGUAUUAUUAUUAUUA
Cololabis saira (Pacific saury) is the source of this 2050-nucleotide messenger RNA. It is a transcript of the gene ddx56, whose product is annotated as DEAD (Asp-Glu-Ala-Asp) box helicase 56. The transcript has 14 exons. Gene Ontology annotation, molecular function: ATP binding; nucleic acid binding; RNA helicase activity. Gene Ontology annotation, cellular component: nucleolus. NCBI's taxonomy places the organism in Eukaryota, Metazoa, Chordata, Actinopteri, Beloniformes, Belonidae. The coding region runs from base 11 to 1675 and encodes 554 amino acids. The record is from RefSeq and is a predicted model, not a curated record.